GCCUGCCGUGCAGCAUCCACGGCAGCCUCAGCAUCCCGAAGCAAGCAGCAACAGCAACGGCGUUCCAAACCACCAACGUCAUUACCAUCCUCACUCUCAUUUUUUGAUCUUAAUAACAGAGAACCGUUUGUGUGGGCGUGCGCGUUUUCACUGUUUGGCGCUGGCGGCUCGUUUCGAGGAUGGCCGAGAGCGAGGCAGACACGCCGAGCACGCCGAUUGAGUUUGAGAGCAAAUACUUCGAGUUUGAUGGAGUGCGGCUGCCGCCCUUCUGCAGAGGGAAGAUGGAGGAGAUCGCCAACUUCUCCCUCAGAAGUAGCGACAUUUGGAUUGUCACCUACCCAAAGUCAGGAACCAGUCUACUUCAGGAGGUUGUGUAUCUGGUGAGCCAGGGAGCUGACCCAGAUGAGAUCGGCCUCAUGAACAUCGAUGAACAGCUGCCUGUCUUAGAGUAUCCCCAACCAGGCCUGGAUAUCAUACAGGAGCUGACGUCCCCUCGUCUGAUCAAAAGCCAUCUUCCCUACCGAUUCCUCCCCACAGCCAUGCACAAUGGAGAGGCCAAGGUGAUCUACAUGGCUCGUAACCCCAAGGACCUGGUGGUGUCCUACUACCAGUUCCACCGUUCUCUCAGGACCAUGAGCUACCGUGGAACCUUCCAGGAGUUCUGCCGGCGCUUCAUGAAUGACAAACUGGGAUAUGGUUCCUGGUUUGAACACGUUCAGGAAUUCUGGGAACAUCGUAUGGACUCUAAUGUGCUCUUCUUAAAAUAUGAAGACAUGUACAAGGAUUUGUCGACUCUGGUGGAGCAGUUAGCUCGUUUUCUGGGUGUUUCCUGUGACAAAGCUCAGUUGGAGGGCAUGGUGGAAAGCUGCAACCAGCUCAUCGAACAGUGCUGCAACUCAGAGGCCCUGUCCAUCUGCAGGGGUCGUGUGGGUCUGUGGAAGGACAUCUUUACAGUGUCUAUGAAUGAAAAGUUUGACGCCGUGUACAGACAGAAGAUGGGAAAGUCCGACCUGACCUUUGACUUCUGUCUGUGAGGAGUGCCCGAAUCACCCUUCCUGUUCUGCUCCCUCCUCCUCCCACUGAUCUACUUCAGUAAAGCUGACAAGUGCACACUUCCUGCCAAAACUCUCACAUCUCCAUCCAACCAACCAACCAACCAACCAGUCUCCAGUGUAGUAGUACAGUCUGACAGUGGGAUUCACUACAAGACUCAGAACGCUAUCUGUCUCCUCAGCAAGUCACCAAAAAAACACAUCUUCUUUGACUAAUCAGAUUAAGAAUUUGUUCAAAUUUAUCAAUCAGUAAAUAUGCCAAAACAUCCCUCAACCCCCUACCUCUAAAGUAUGUUCCCACCGCUGUGUAUGUCUGAUGUGUGCAUGUACGUAUAGGAGCUGAGGUUUGGGGAUUAUUUAAUGUGAUGCACAGGUGUUUUCAGAUUCUAUAUCAAGGAUUUAGGCUGCGUGCAGUUAUUUGUGACCAAAAUACUGUAAACUGAGAAUCAUGUCAUCAUAUUUGUUUAUUCAGUUAGGUUGGUCUGUGCUUUAUAUUGGCUGAUUAAGGCCUGAAAUGAGCUAAUUCAUACCAAGCAUCAUCUGAUCACGACUGACGGCAAAACAGUUCACAGCUGUUCCACACUUGUCAUGACGUCCAAACACUGCCUAGUUUCUUACCUCAGUGCACCAGGUGAAUCAUGUGGUCAUCUUGACGUGCUCAUACAACACCUGACAACAACUUACUUGAUCAUUUUUAAUGCGAAAAGGUGAAUGUGUUCCCUUUGGUGUUUUUAGGUGGUCUGGGCUGGUCUAGGUUACUGUGAGGUGACUGGAAAUCAUGAUUAAUUGAUCCAGAACCCAGAGCGUGCUAGAAGAGAGACAGUAUACACCACACCUGAGCCCAGGUGUUGAGAUCCAAACAAGGUGCAGGAAAAUAGUUAUUGAGAGGAACUAAAAAACUCACUCUGAAGUACAUGUGUUAGACACAUCAGUCCCUGAGGUCACUUAGUGGGUUAAACUGAGCAGUGCUGAGAGCCUUUAGGUUUGUUUAUUAGUAUCUUUUUUCUGUUGGUGGAACAAUUGAUGAAUGGGACACUGUGGGUCACAAGGUCAAAAGACUGAGUGAUAAGAAACUAAACCAAGAAGUGAGGAGAACUCAUUGUGAGAUUUUUUUUUAAAAUCCAUUCUUCAUAGAAAUAUAAUUAUCAGUGUAGCUUUGACGUUAAAUGCAACCUAAUUUUAAAGCUACUCUCUGCCAUCGGUGCUGAAUAAACUGGGUUAACAGUUUGACUCAUGACUUGCAGUGUUUAUUAAGAACAAAUAUCUGCAUGUAGCCUCUGUUUUCCCCCCUGUUUGUUGUCAGGAACAACAGUAUGAAGCUUUUACGGUAUAAGGCACUGAAACUCUCUGGGGGCACUGGUUCAUUGGAGGGAAAGUUCUACUUAAAGUAAUGACCAAAUUUGCAAAAUGGAUGAAGUUUAUGAGUGAUAUUUGGAAACUGUCGUACAGAAUAAAACCCCACCUCCCAAAGAAACAAGAGAACCACCUUUAGAAUCUUCUUAUUCUGUUUAACCAAACUGAUACUCAUACUGAGUGGUUUAACAGUUGUCUUGAGGCAGCAUGUGAAUUAAUGUAAUGUACAGUGAUGACAGUGCAUAGAGGGAGCUUAGAACACCUAAAUAGACCCAGCAGCUCAAUGUCACGGCAGGGUUUGGAUCAUUAUUGUGUUGCCGUUUGCAAGAUUCACACCCUUGCUGAUUGUCACUGGAUCCAAUCAUAUUAGCUUUAUGUGUGUGGAAGGUUAUGCAUGUGUGUGUUUGAGCAAGAGAGAGAGAGAGAGAGAUUUAAAAGUCAGUCAUCAACCUGAAGAACUGAUGUCUAAAGUCAUACAUGUGUAUCAAAAAGGCACUAGUAGAUUCACUGAAAUGGAAUUUGAAUAAUUUAUCCAGGGUUGUCACAUUUUUCUAUUGAGUGAUUUAUCAGAAUCAUUUAAAGAUCACUCACACACAUGGUUUGCCCUCUGGGAGCUGAAAUGCAAAUGCAGCUGUGCUAUAUACAUGCAUGUACUGUGUAAAGGGAAAUUUUAACCCCUACAGACCUGGAUGAUAAUAGGAGCCAUCUAAUUUGUUUUAACACUUCAUUAUUUUGUGAUUUUUCAGUCUUCAUUCCCACUUACAGGUGAAACCAAGAUGUGAUUUCAAACACUGUGCAACUGAAUUUCAUCUAGUUGUGGCUUCUGUAGGCAACAUGCACUACAUCAGUCAAUCUGAGGAUGUCAAUGAUGCAUCAACAGCCAUUUAUUAAAGGGAGAAAAUACCAGUCAAACUUGUGCACCUUAGUUUUUUCAGUUUCAAAAACAACAGCUUAGCUAAAAUGAGCACAUUGAGAAACUCCAGCCUAGUUUUCACAAGUUCUCGUGUCAUUCUUUCACCUAUAGCCUACUGAUCAUUUCAUGGAUCAGAUAAAAGCUACAACUGCGCAUCAAGCCUUCAUACGAUCGUAUGUGUUGAAAUCACUGGAGCUGCAUUACCCUAUGACAGGAAAAACCGUGUCAUUUUAGCUGCUGUUAUCACCCUCAUCCAGGUUCACAUCAGGAAUAAAGACUGCAAAUGUGUCACGGAGAGAUGACUUUAAUGAAAUAUUUUGUGUCUAUCCCACUGCUUGGUCACUGGGGUGUUUUGUUUUGUUUUUUUUUCUUUUGCUCUACAUCUUCCUCAAAAGGUUUUGGCUGCAGGAGAGGAGAAGGCAGAGUAUUAACCCAUAACCAGCAGUAAAUGUAUUCUGCAACUCACUGUAGUGUCACAGCAGUAUAUGGCAUUAACUGGAGGCAUCAUUUACCACCAGUCCAGCACCUCUUCCUCCUCUUCCUCCUCCUGUAGUUUCCUGCCUAACAGCUCAGUCCCUGCUCUCUGCCAGACACUUGUGAAUGUCUUUAUUGUGUGGAUGUAAAUGACAGCCUCAGCAUACACUCGUCACGCCGCCUUGUUUACGGCUGCUCCUUCUUUCUUUUCAUUGUUCUCUCUGUGACUAUGUUUACAGCCGUUGGCAAGGCUUCAGCUGCCCAUCUCCACUUUUAUGGUUUGUUUGGGUUUUUAUACAUGCCUGUCUCUGUUUCCUGGGCAUCUUGUGUUGUAUUUUACAUGCUUUGCUUGCUGGUUUAUUAAUAAAUUUGUGUCUUCUGGCAAUA
This is a messenger RNA of Sphaeramia orbicularis (orbiculate cardinalfish), 4179 nucleotides long. It is a transcript of the gene sult4a1, whose product is annotated as sulfotransferase family 4A, member 1. The coding region runs from base 180 to 1034 and encodes 284 amino acids. Gene Ontology annotation, molecular function: sulfotransferase activity. The transcript has 7 exons. The record is from RefSeq and is a predicted model, not a curated record. NCBI's taxonomy places the organism in Eukaryota, Metazoa, Chordata, Actinopteri, Kurtiformes, Apogonidae.